This is a messenger RNA of Plectropomus leopardus (leopard coralgrouper), 1741 nucleotides long. RefSeq names its product 5-hydroxytryptamine receptor 3A-like. The record is from RefSeq and is a predicted model, not a curated record. Gene Ontology annotation, biological process: monoatomic ion transmembrane transport. Gene Ontology annotation, molecular function: extracellular ligand-gated monoatomic ion channel activity; transmembrane signaling receptor activity. Gene Ontology annotation, cellular component: membrane. Lineage: Eukaryota; Metazoa; Chordata; Actinopteri; Perciformes; Serranidae.
CUUACAACACACCUCGAACACACACACAUGGCUGCAGAUAUGAAACAUGUUGCUUUUCUCCUCCUGAUCGUCUUCACAGGCAGGUCGUCCUUUGAGAAAGUGUGCAGUUACCAGGAUGUAGUGGACUACCUGAACCUGACCACAGAUAACAGUGCUUUUAAAGUGACCCGGCCCGUUCUGGACCACAAAAACCUCACCAUAGUGAAGCUGGACAUCAUCCUCUACGCCAUCCUGGCUGUGAUGGAGAAAACACAAACUUUUAUUCCUUUCAUUUGGGCAACAGUGACGUGGAACAAUGAACGCAUCUCAUGGGAUCCGGCUCAGUUUUGUGGAAUCACUCACAUUUCAGUUCCUAAAGAUAUGCUCUGGAAACCAGACCUCUUCAUCUAUGAGAUGACACAGAAGGAUGACUCCCCUCAGAAUCCGUACAUGUACGUGUCCAAUGACGGGAAGAUCAAUUCUGAAGAGGACAUGAGGGUGGUCAGCACCUGUGAGAUGGACGUCCACAAGUUUCCCUUCGACACGCAGAGAUGCAACAUCUCCAUUGGAUCUGCAAUCCACUGUGUCGAGGAGAUCCGUCUCUUUCCUUUCUCCAACUCUUCUCGAGCCACGCAGUUUUCCAGAGAGUUGAUGAUAACUCAGGGAGAGUGGGAGUUCCUCCAACUGUCUGUCAUCAGCCGCAAUGUCACCUUCGACGAUAAACAGUGGGAGCAGCUCAUAUACACUUUCACCAUCAAGAGGCGGCCCCUCCUUCAUGUCAUUAACUUCCUGUUGCCCAUCCUGUUCUUCUUGAGUCUGGACCUCGCCUCCUUCUUUAUCGCUGACCAUCGAGGAGAGAAGCUGGGCUUCAAAGUCACCGUGCUGCUGGCCAUCUCCGUCCUGCUGCUCAUCCUGAACGACAUCCUGCCCUCCAUGUCCAACAGGACUCCGCUCAUAGCGACCUACUGCAUCGUGAUUUUUGCUCUGAUGCUGCUCAGCCUGCUGGAGACGAUCUUGGUCACGUAUCUUAUGGAGAAAGACUCUGAAUCCCAAGAGAAGCUCUGGCUGAGGGACAACUGGGAGGAACAACAGGAGAAACUCAAAAUCAAUAACGGUAACACAGAGGAGAAAAGACAGAUCUGCUGUUCAUGCAUCUGCGAAGUGCCUGACGGUGAGAAACAGCGUGAGCUGCUGCCGAUGUCUGAAGAGGUUAACAACAGCAUCCAGUCACGAGAGUCUCACGUGUUACUGCUGAUCCUGCAGGAGCUGAAGGAGCUGCAGAAGAACCUGAAUCUGAACCUCAGCUGCAGACAGGAAAGAGGGAAGUCCAGUCUCUGGGCUGCAAGAAUCAACAAAGCUUUCUUAAUUUUUUACAUCACCACAGUUUCACUAUUUCUAACCCUCAUCUUCAUUGCAUGGAACACAUAGAAAUGUAAAGUAAUACCUUGAAUUCUGUAUUGUACCUUUUUGUAAACAGGUGAUGUCUACAAGUGUUGUUUUGUAUUUAUAGCGUCUUGUGAAUCUGUUUUAUGUGGUUCAGAUGAGCUAACUUUUCCACCGUUGAAAGUGAAGUAACAUGAGCCUGUAGUUGUGUGGUUUCGAGAUUUAUACAGUUGAUGAAAGCUUUAUUUAUUUUUGAAAUAAGGAAAGCAUUACCGUAGAGGCCAGUUUUAUUCAGUGCUUCUGAAUGUGGUUGUAUAAAAAUGUGAUGUGGAAAUAAUCACUGUUUAUUCACAGCAGCAGAUACAAGGAUAAUAAAGGU